This is a messenger RNA of Salvia splendens (bonfire salvia), 478 nucleotides long. RefSeq lists its product as uncharacterized. The record is from RefSeq and is a predicted model, not a curated record. The transcript has 3 exons. Bases 36 to 395 code for a protein of 119 amino acids. NCBI's taxonomy places the organism in Eukaryota, Viridiplantae, Streptophyta, Magnoliopsida, Lamiales, Lamiaceae.
AUAAUAGAAUCUAAAAUAUCCCUAGCACAAGUAAAAUGGCAAACCACGGUCAUCCUGUCAACGCUGAACACGAUUCCAAUCAGGCGCAGAUGAGGAAUAGGGAUCUCGUGGACCAACCCUCCGACAUCCAUAGCCAAGGCCAAGCCACCAAUUUCCUUCAAGAGAGUGGUGCACAAGCUAAGGACGCGGCACAAACCGCCGUCAACAUGGCUAAGGGAGCGGCGGUUGGCGCCGCUAACAUGGCGCAAGGGGCGGCGGAGGUGGUCAAGAAUACUCUAGGGAUCAAUGCUCCCAACGCCAACUCCAACUCCAACUCCACCACGAGCACUGCUGCCGCCGCCACCACCGCCGGAGGAAACAACAGUCACCCAAGGAACCCUACUACUAGGAUGUAAAUUGUAAAUUCUUUUUCACAUUCUUCGAAUGACAUGAUACUCGUUUUCGUGCAAUUGCUAAAUUUUAUUUGUUUCUACUUUUA